This is a messenger RNA of Thlaspi arvense, 2726 nucleotides long. NCBI's taxonomy places the organism in Eukaryota, Viridiplantae, Streptophyta, Magnoliopsida, Brassicales, Brassicaceae. The record is from the annotation of a GenBank genome assembly.
GGAUAAAUCAUGCUUAGUUAUUAAUUACGAAUUCAGCUCAAGUUGUCGUCUAGUGAGAGAUCUGGCUAGUCGCAAAAAAGAAAAGAAAAGAAAAUUAAACAACAUAUAAGAGACGAUCGCAUCUCCACCGUCUAACAUGAAAAUUAAUAUUCUCUCCAACUUGAUCCAAUAUUAUUAACCAGACGAUAUUUGAUUCCCUCUCCCACUUUCUUCUUCCCAAUCCGACUCUUCUUCCUACGCGUGUCCUCCUCUCCUCACUCUCAUCUCUCUUCCUCGUUACCGCAGGAUCUCUCUCCCCCGACCUGCUCCUACUCUCUUUCUCCGAUUCACCGCCUUCCCGGAUCUCCGUCUCUUCUUCUUCUUUUUUUUCACUGUCUUCUCUAUUAGUCUGGAUCUGCCUGGGCUUCUGCUGAGAUUCGUACUCGAUUUCAAUUCGAAAUCGGUUCUGCUGCUCGCCGGUGUUUUGAAACUGGCCUCUCGGAGGUUUGACCGGAAUAAUCGAAACUUCUCGAUCGUGUCUGUUUGACGAAGAUGGAGGAUCCCGAUAUUAAGAAGUGCAGAUUGAGCAACGUGACCAUCGAUGACGUCAUCGAGCAAGUGAUGCCGUACAUAACCGAGUCGAUAGAUCGCGAUUCCGCUUCGCUGGUGUGUCGGAGAUGGUUCAAGAUAGACUCCGAGACGAGGGAGCACGUGACGAUGGCGCUGUGCUACACAUCAACCCCCGAUCGUCUGAGCCGUCGGUUUCCGAACCUGAGGUCGCUCAAGCUCAAAGGCAAGCCUCGAGCCGCUAUGUUCAAUCUGAUUCCGGAGAACUGGGGAGGAUUUGUAACCCCUUGGGUGAACGAGAUAUCUACGUCGCUGCGGCGGCUCAAAUCGGUGCACUUCCGGCGAAUGAUCGUCAGCGACUUGGAUCUGGAUGUUUUGGCUAAAUCGAGAUCAGAUGAACUCGAGGCUCUGAAGCUCGAUAAAUGCUCCGGAUUCUCCACAGAUGGACUUUUGAGCAUCGUUAAACACUGCAGGAAAAUAAAAACAUUGUUAAUGGAAGAGAGUUCUUUCGUUGAAAAGGAUGGUAAAUGGCUUCAUGAGCUUGCUCUACACAACACAUCGCUUGAGGUUUUGAACUUCUACAUGACUGAGUUUGCCAAAAUCAGCCCCAAAGACUUGGAAAGCAUAGCUAGAAAUUGCUGCCGCUCUCUCAAGUCUGUGAAGGUCGGUGACUUUGAGAUUUUGGAGCUAGUUGGGUUCUUUAAAGCUGCAGUUAAUCUUGAGGAGUUUUGUGGUGGCUCCUUGAAUGAGGAUAUUGGAAGACCUGAGAAGUACAUGAAUCUGACUUUCCCACCAAAGCUAUGUCGUCUGGGCCUCUCUUACAUGGGACCUAAUGAAAUGCCAAUACUAUUUCCAUUCGCUGCCCAAAUCCGGAAGCUGGAUUUGCUUUAUGCAUUGCUCGAAACCGAGGAUCAUUGUACACUAAUCCAAAAGUGUCCUAAUUUGGAAGUCCUAGAGACAAGGAAUGUGAUCGGAGAUAGGGGAUUAGAGGUUCUUGCACAGUACUGUAAGCAUUUGAAGCGGCUGAGGAUCGAACGGGGUGCAGAUGAACAAGGAAUGGAGGACGAAGAAGGCUUAGUCUCACAAAGAGGACUAAUUGCUCUGGCUCAGGGGUGCCAGGAGCUAGAGUACAUGGCGGUGUACGUCUCAGACAUAACCAACGAAUCUCUCGAAAGCAUAGGCACAUAUCUGAAAAACCUCUGUGACUUCCGCCUUGUCUUACUCGACCGGGAAGAGAGAAUUACAGAUUUGCCACUGGACAACGGAGUCCGGUCCCUCUUGAUCGGAUGCAAGAAACUCAGACGGUUCGCAUUCUAUCUGAGACAAGGCGGGUUAACCGACGUGGGGUUAAGCUACAUCGGGCAGUACAGUCCAAACGUGAGAUGGAUGCUUCUGGGUUACGUAGGUGAAUCAGACGAAGGUCUGAUGGAAUUCUCGAGAGGUUGUCCGAAUCUACAGAAGCUAGAGAUGAGAGGCUGUUGCUUCAGCGAGCGAGCAAUCGCUGCGGCGGUUAUGAAAAUACCAUCGCUGAGAUAUCUCUGGGUCCAAGGCUACAGAGCAUCGGUGACGGGACAGGAUCUGAGGCUGAUGUCUCGACCGUACUGGAACAUAGAGCUGAUACCGUCGAGAAGAGUACCGGAAGUGAAUCAGCUCGGAGAGGUAAGAGAGAUGGAGCAUCCGGCUCAUAUACUGGCUUACUACUCUCUGGCUGGUCAGAGAACAGAUUGUCCACCAACUGUUAGAGUUCUCAGGGAGCCAUGAAUGAUCCAAAAGCAGGUUUGUUGUAUAUAAAGAUUUGAAUUCAUCUUUUCUUUUUUUUUAAGUCUCGAGUUUUUGGGGGGGGUUUCCACGAACUGUUAUAAAUUUUUUUCUUUCUUUCUUUCUGUUGAGAGAUUUACGUAGAAUCUUUUGUUUGUAAGGUCAUCAUCAUCACUUUUUUGUUUUUCCACAGGGGUCUCUCUCUACUCUUUUUCGUUUUUGAAUAAAAACCCCAAAGAUUUUGGAGAGAUUUGUCGUCGAUUGUUUUUGAGAUAUGUGUUAUAUAUAUAUAUGAUUUGAUUGACGUAGAACUUGACCCGAGUAACCUUAUUUGUUGUUGCGAAGAUUAAAAGUAUCCUAACAGUGUAUAAUUUUGUUUUUUUUCUCCGACAACUUAUAAUGGACUCAAUUUAAGAUUCGUA